Molecule: messenger RNA, 10252 nt
Organism: Drosophila grimshawi
Lineage: Eukaryota; Metazoa; Arthropoda; Insecta; Diptera; Drosophilidae
Gene: sif
Product: protein still life, isoform SIF type 1
Exons: 21
Coding region: 142-8094 (2650 amino acids)
Biological process (GO): small GTPase-mediated signal transduction; positive regulation of axonogenesis; activation of GTPase activity
Cellular component (GO): synapse; membrane
Molecular function (GO): guanyl-nucleotide exchange factor activity; protein binding
Source: RefSeq, a predicted model, not a curated record
CCGCCGCCGCCACGCCCCCCGGCUCGGCAUAGUGUGCGCGAGGAAUUCGAACGGGGUGUCGAGGUGGAGAAGUUCUAUCAUCAGAUCAAUGGAGACAUCUUUGAGAUCACGCGACGGGUGCGUGCCCGCGACGAGGACACCAUGGAGCAGCGUUGUAUCAAGCGCAAAAGCUCCGCUGUGCCACACUAUGUUCGACUGCCCGAGCAGCGGCCACAGUUGCCGCCACGACGGCAGAAAAGCGCCGAAGAGGUGACCAUGCCGAAGAGUGCGUUACGACAGGCGGCACCCGAACCACAACUGGAGUGGUUCGAUAGAAAGGCGCAGCAGCGCCAUUCUGCACGCUCCGCGGAGGGGGGACAGGUGCGUGAGGAGACCAUCGAAUGGCUCAAGCUGCAGAAGCAACAGCCAACGGCUCCAGCGCCCGCGCGCACUUCCUCCGGCCCCAGUGAGAUUACCGUGCUCAAGGACGAACUGCCCGAUUGGUUGCUGGAGCAUUUGCCGCGUCAGCGCGAACGCCAAUCUUCCGCAGAGAAACCGGUGAGUUCGGCGUAUGCGAAAGCUCUUGCAGAGCUGCUGAAGAAGCCACUCUCGCGCCAGAGUUCUGGUCCUUGCGAGGUAUCCUUGCUCAAGACGGACAUCGUCGAGUGGCUGACAAAGAUGCAGUCAACUGUGGCCGUGAGCGGCGGCAAAUCCUCAUCAUCCACGCGACGCUCGCAUCAUCGUCGGAAUGGCAGCAGCGGCGCUGCACCCCGAUCCAACUCGCAGGAGGAUCAGGUUGCUGCGAUCGGGAGCGAACAGGUGCAUCAUGCAACGUUGCAACGGAAGCGACACUCCUUGGGUCACAGCAAUGCUGAUAGUGGGGAGGAGCAGUUGCAGCAAGCGAUGCCCACUCUCGAGUGGAUUGCGUAUCCGCUGCACAAGCUGCAAUCACUGGGCAAACAGCCUGUGUCCGUGCCCAGUGGCUAUGAUGUGCCUGCUCCACUGACUGCCACCCAUACGCCGCUCUGCCAGGAGCAGCGCCGGCGCGAGGAACGCUCUCGCGAGCGUCGAUUGCGUCACUCCGCCAGUGAGGUGGUCAGCAGCGGAGCAGGAACAGGAGCAGGUGCAGGUGCGCCCGCGCCAAGCGGCAGCGGACAGCAGGAGCGACUGGAGCGUCUGUAUGCCAAGCCGCACAAGGAGCGCUAUCAGUAUGUGCCCAAAGUAACGCCGCCCAAGGACCACCAAACCACCAGCAGUAGCACCACAAAGUCCAAGCGUUCGCGUCGCCAUCAGACUCAACGUUCUGCCACUGUGACGGACAUGUCCGCACAGCGUUCCACAGCACAUAAGCGCAAAUCCUCGAGUGCGGAGCGUGCUCCACGUUCCCGCUCACCAUCGCCGUGCACGGAUCCCGCCUGCCCGCUGCUGCCUAUUUGCACGGAUCCGCACUGCCGCUACCAGGAGUGUCAGCGACGACGCUGUCUCACCUCCUCCGCGAGCUCCGUGAAUCUGGCGCGGCAUCAGCAGUUGGCCCAGGUGCAGUUGCAUGCGGUGCCUUCACAUCUAUUAGCAGGUUCCGAUAUAACAACGCCCUCAACGACAGCAACACCACCACCACCAACGGCAACAGCAGUCGCAGGAGCACAACCACCACAACCACUAGCAGAUGCACCUGCUCCGUUGACGGAGCGACGUCUGGUCAUCUGUCAUGAGUGUCGGUCGUGUGCACCGAUGCUCAGCUGCCAGAAUCGCAAAUGCCUCAAUGCCGCCAAGUGCAACUCACUGCCUCGUUGUGCCGCCGAUUUCAAUCGUCUGCGCACCACACUCGCCCAGCCACCCACAACGCUGGAUGACAUUGAGCCGGCGCCACUCGAAAUGGAACCGCCGCAGCAGCAGCAGUUCCAGCCCGCCUCGCCCACUUUCCAUAUGCAGCAUUAUCGCAGUAGCUCGCAACCGAAUACGUUGCAGCGUGGCGAUUCAACUGCUUCCAGCUGUGGCAUGGCAACAAAUCGUGGCUGGCUGGAGCCCAUUCAGCAGCUAGAUUUGUAUCCUCAACAGCAGCAGCAACAGCCACAGCAUCAUCUGCAUCAUGCACUCAACGGGAACGGCAAACUGAUGAAAUCCGCCUCGGCUGCGUCACUCAACUCGCGAAGGCGUCGCCACAAGACGGUCCACUUUGGCGAGAAUCUGUUGCGUGAAGUGUGCCAGAAUCGCAAGCUGAUUAAGACGGAGCAGGUGCCAUCGGGCUCGGCACCCAUGAAGGCCAACAUUCAGCUGCUGUACAAUUUUGUGGAGGGUGUGCUCAGCGCCUGGGUGGACGAUGAUGAGGAUCAGGUGCGGUCCGGCGCCGAAUCCGAGCCAGAGCAUGGACUUGUUGCGCUGCAGCCCAUUCAUCGUUGCAAUCGCUUGCGGUAUCAGUGCAUCAGGCGGGUGGUCGAGGAAGCUGCAGAUCUGCAGGGCACCCUCAAGCUGGGCAACUCACGGUAUCGACAUCGACACUGGCGCAGCACCGCCAAGCAGUGCAACGAAAUGUUCCUUCGCAAGAUCUCGGACGAUGAUCGAAUGAGCCUAACUACUGCCGUAUCGGAUGAAGAUGAUGGCGAAAGUGUCAUGGCGUCACCAUAUAAAGCAAAGGCCACUGGCACCGCUGCAUCCUCCUUCAACUGCACGGGCGCUGUGCGUAAAGCUGGCUUUCUAUCGGUAAAGAAAUGGUUACUACGUAAGAAGCAUCAAAUCGAGCUGGCUCGCAAACGUGGCUGGAAGGGCUAUUGGGUAUGCCUGAAGGGUACCACGCUCCUCUUCUAUCCGUGCGAUUCGCGCGAGGGUCGCAGCGUUGAGGCGGCGCCCAAGCAUUUAAUUAUUGUGGACGGCGCAAUUAUGCAGCCGAUACCGGAGCAUCCCAAGCGCGAUUAUAUAUUCUGUCUGAGCACCGCAUUCGGUGAUGCCUAUCUGUUCCAGGCGCCCUGUCAGGUGGAGCUGGAGAAUUGGGUGAAUAGCAUACACAGCGCCUGUGCCGCUGCAUUCGCACGUCAUCGCGGCAAAACGGGCACACUGCAUCUGCUGCAGGAGGAGAUCUUUCGCCUGGAGAAGGCCAUUGAAUCGGAUCACAAGCUGAAGCACAUGGCUGAGCUGCAGCAAUCAGUUGUCACCGAUCAGGAGACACGCCAUCAGAUUCAGGCACAGAUUUUGCAAUGGGAGGAGAAUCUUGAGCGUCUGCACUGUGAACAGUUCCGACUACGUUGCUAUAUGGCCUCGCUCCAAAGCGGCGAGUUGCCCAAUCCAAAGUCACUGCUCACACAUGUGUCGCGUCCCACAAAGAACACUUUAAAUAAGCUGGGAGUCUUUACGGUCUCCUCAUUCCAUGCGUUCAUCUGCGCCCGGUCACCAUCGCUGCUUAAUAAUCUGUUGGCUGGACGUGGGGCUACCAAGCGACGACCUCCGAUGUUAUCCCGCUCCAAUAGCGGCUCCAGUCGCCGCUCCAUGCAGAUGAAUUCACGUGACGAGCCGGAAAAAACCUUCAAAGUUGCAAUGCCCGACAAUGCUUACUCGACAGUUUAUCUACGUGACGCGAUGUCUGUGGAGGAAUUCCUUGCCAGCGCCUGCGCCCGUCGCAACCUCAAUCCCAUGGAGCACUUUGUGCGCGUCAAGAAGCGACGUGACAUGGAGGAUCACAAUUACUUUGUGCCACAUCGCAAUGAUCUGAUUGAAAAUUAUCUACAUAAUCACGAAUUUGUGGAGGUCUGCAUGAAAAUACUGUACCAGGUAGAGCUGCAGCGCACCACUUUAGAGCAAAUGUGGGGAUUCUCCGUUGAGGCGGAGCUGAUUGAGAACGCCGAACGACAAGACGAACUCUGCUGCUAUGUGAGCCGCGUCGAGGACAAAAGUGUGGCCAUGCACAAUGGCAUUAUCAAAGGAGACGAAAUAAUGGUCAUCAAUGGUGCGAUUGUAUCUGAUCUAGAUAUGAUGUACUUGGAGAGUGUGCUGCAGGAAGAGCAAUCGCUCAGCAUGAUGAUGCGCUCUUCGCGUACCGAGCCGCCAGAUCUAGUGGGUAUCAUGCGUGUAACAGAUGAUAUGAUUGAUUCCCUGGUGUGCCCGCCGCCGCCCACAGAUCCUCCAGUGAUGAGUGAGGAGAUGAUAACUGGUUUGAUUGUGCCAGCACCCGGUUGGAAUGGCACUGGCAAGGAUUUGUACUCACCGGAGGCGGAAAGCUCGCCGGCGCCCUCAUUUGUGGAGCCAACAGUGGCGCAAUUGGCAGUGGGCGCAGGCGGCGUCAUUUCAGGAUUGGGCGUGGCCAAGCCAACAUCGCGCACCAGCAGCUUUGAAAUUGAGAACCUGCUGAAGACCGCGGAGCAAGUUACCGGAUUUUGUCGUUCACCUCAGGAAACGCGCAAAUCGAGCCCCACGGGUUCAGUCACAUCAUCGGUCUCGACCACAGCGCUGACGCCGUCGCGCCAGCUGACCGACGCCGAGAAACUGCGCAAAGUCAUCAUGGAACUGGUGGACACGGAGCGAACAUACGUUAAGCACUUGAACAAUCUGCUGGAGCAUUAUCUGGAACCCAUGAAACGCGAAACAUUUCUGUCGAAUGCGGAAAUUAAUGCGCUCUUUGGUAACAUACAUGAGAUUGUUACAUUCCAGCGCCAGUUCCUCCAAAAUCUGGAAGAGGCGCUGGAACUUGAGCCGGAAUUCAAUAAGUUCGAGCACUGCGGCCAGUUUAGGAACGUAUUGUUUGCAAUUGGCUCCGCUUUUCUCUAUUAUGUCAAUCACUUCAAGCUCUACUCGUCGUUCUGUGCCAGCCACAGCAAGGCCCAAAAGGUUUUACACCCAAAUGAGGGUAAUCAUGCCCUGCAGGAGUUCCUUGCAUCACGCAAUCCCAAGCAGCAGCACAGCAGCACCCUGGAAUCGUAUCUGAUCAAGCCCAUACAGCGUAUACUCAAAUAUCCGUUGCUCCUUCAGCAAAUGCGCAAUCUAACAGAUUCGCGCGCCGAUGAGCAUAUGCAUCUGUGCGAGGCACUCAAGGGCAUGGAAAAGGUAGCGGAGCAUAUAAAUGAAAUGCAGCGCAUCCAUGAGGAAUAUGGCGCGAUAUUUGAUCAUCUAUUCAGACAGCAUCAGAAGUCAUGCAAGCAGCCAAUUGAUUUGAGUCCAGGCGAUCUGCUCUACUAUGGUGGCGUCGAGUGGCUGAACAUUUCCGAUUUUCUGGGCAAGAUCAAGAAGGGUCUCGAGCUACAUGCCAUGUGCUUUGUAUUCAAAUCGGCCGUUGUCUUCCUUUGCAAGGAGCGCUUGCGUCAAAAGAAAAAGUUAAUGGGCGUUUCGAGCAAGAAUGCACCGAAUGAGGUGGAAAUUAUACGUUAUCAGGUAUUAAUACCCGUCACCGAGGUUCAGGUGCGUGCCAGCUCGGCCAAGGAUAUGGAUUCGCAUUUUCUCUGGGAGCUAAUUCACUUGCGUUCUCAACUGCAACGCCGUCCCGAGAAGGUUUAUGUGCUCUCCAAUAGCACAGCCGAUUUUCGCAAUGCAUUCCUCAAGACCAUACGGCAGAUAAUACGAGAGAGCGUACGGAAUAUGUCAAUUCCGAUGAAGAACUUUGGCGGCAGCUCUGGUUCCGUUUCGGGUAUGUCCUCACAAAUGGGUGGAUAUGCGGGCAACUCACAAACGCUGGAGCGGCCCAAGCAGCAGAUCACCAUUGCUCAUGGUUCGCAUACGCUGGGCAAGCCAAAGAAGAAGUCGGGAUCACAACGCCACUCGGCUGGGAACAUUGACUACGACAAUCUGUCGGGUAGUCAGGAGGGCGAUGAUCUGCCGCCCAGCGUGGGCGUGGUCCACUAUGCGGCACACACACAACAGCUGCAGCAGCAACAACAACAACAGCAGCAGCAACCGGGCGGCUUUCGCAGUCGCAGCAAGACGCUGGGUGAUGUUACAGAAAUCAUUUACUCCUCCAUAGAUCCGCAGCAACAACAACAGCAACAGUUGCAGCAACAAUCGGUGGCGCCGCAUCCACAUCCACAUCCACGUGAGCCGCCGCCGCCUCCCAUUAGGCAGCCGCAUUUGCAUCAUCACAGCAGCGACAUUGAACGCAUUGAUCCGGGCACCAAAUCUGAGGGCGAAGAAGACUCACAGCAGGGCACAAUCAGGCCCAAGGCCACCCUGGGCCGCACGCCCAAUCACCUGACGCUCAGCACAACAUCGACGCUUUCGGUGGGCAGCACUGGCAGCCAGGCGCGCUUGAUACAAUCAUCGCAUCCGCCGGCCAGCUAUCAGCCGGUGCUGAUGAAGGAUCUAGGUAAGAGCAGCCUAGACGUAGUUGCCAGCGAAUCCGAGCUCGAAUCGGAAUCCGAGGCGCAUGCCGCACACGUGGCAGCCACGUUUAAUCUAAGUCUAGGCAGUAGUGGUAGCUUAUUUGCCAAUAACGAUACAAAUCUGACUCAGACCCAGACCCAAAACCAAAACCAGACACUGACCCAAACUCAGAGACACUUGUCCCCGCGACAGUCGCCACGUCAGUCACCCAAACAGGAAAUCGAGGUAAUUGAGAUCUUUGAGAGCGAAUCAGAACGCUUGGCGGCCUCGCAGCAGGUUGCUGUAGUCCAUCAGCAUUCGGGGCAACAAAGAAAACGCGAUCGCGACUCCAACGUAAUGACUACAACGGAUGCAACGGCUCGUUACAUGGACAAGCAUUUGUGCGAGCUGGAGCAGGAGCAUCUGGCAGCUGGUACUUGCGACAUUGUCGCCUAUAUGGCCAGUCUGCGCGAGAAGGCCUUCGAUCCCUCGGAUAUUUGUGAUGAUGAGGCAGCCGAUCAACAGCAAAAUGAUUCGAGUCUUUCGCCAGAGCCACAAACAGUUGUGGAGAAUACACAACAGAUUGUCACCGUCACCGUGGACAUUGAGUCGCCGUCGUCGCGACCCACAACCGAAUCCGAUAGUACUGGGAAUACAACUGGACCCUCGGAGCGAUCGGGUGAUGAGACAGAGGAUGAACCUACUAGCUCGUUGGCCUCGCACAUUGUUGUCAUCGAUAAGAAGGUGGACAAGGUGUUCAAGACCAAGUCCCCUGAGCGGCCCACAGGCUCGUCAACGGGCAGCAAGCCAAAGAGCGGAUCGAGAAGCCGUCAGAGCAUUUACAUUUCGCCGGAUCGCUGCAAAUCGCAGGGUAGCUCACCGGUGCGUAUUAUUAAGAUCAAGUCGCCGCGGCAGAGCAUCAGCGAGCAGGGCAAACGUUUGAGCAUCUGCUCCAGUCGCGACAACUCACAGGAUCGGCUUUCGGGUGGCAGGCGUACGCCCAGUCCACGUCGCAGCUCCGAGGGUGGUGGCAUUCUGAAGCACACAACUCCAGCGUCGGGCAUAUUGAAGCCACCGGCUAGUCCAGCCAAAUCGAAGAGUCCCGAUCGCAGCUGCCUGAAGAAGGGUGGCCCCUCACAUGUCUGUGAGACAACCUUAUCGCCACGCAUCUCGCCUAGAGGCAGCGUGGAUCACUUAUCGCCAGAUCGGGCGAGCAUUUGCCAUCGACAUUCGCCGCGCAGUAGCUUCGAUAGCCAUGGCGGCUCCGAUCACAAUUUAGAUGUACCAUAUGCUUCCCGCAAGCGCAGCAUGUCUGCCCAUGGCAGCUUUGAGACGGGCAACAUCAACAAAGGGAAUACCCAGGAGCCAUAUCAGUAUUAUCCGGUCUAUGACAAUCAGACCUGCAGUGAUCACUAUGUCGCUGCUGCUCCGACCACCAGUCGUUACACCAGCUCUGGUAACAAUCGCAGCCGGCUGAGCAAAUCACUGGAGCGCUCCACUUCGCGGGAUAGCACAACGACGAGCAGCUCCUAUCGCGCAUAUGGCGUUUCACCGGAACGUCCCAGCUAUGUGGUGUACAGCUCUGGACCGCUUCGAUCGCAGUCUGCGGAAAACACAUUCUCGCAGCCCAUUUACGAUGCAUUGCCGCGGCAAGCUCCACAGCAAUAUAUGCCGAUGAUUAACUAUAUGCAGGAAAUGGAAAUGAUGGGCUAUGAUGCACCGCUGCCACAACAGCCGCCUCCCAGCUGCCCCCAUGAGCAGGCCGCUUAUCAGAUGAGUUCGUCGGCACCAGAAUAUACCACAUGCAUUGAUUGUCUGUAUCAGAAACGACCCUCCUAGCAUAAGUCCCGCGUGCGGCAAAGUCGCACGCGGAAGAAGACGCCACGUGGCAUGCCAACAAAUAUGGUGAUUAGUACACAGCCAACAGCUGGUGGUCCCGGCAUUGCCUACAUGCAGGACAUGAGCAGCGAUCAAAUUGGCGGCUGUGUCGAUUGCCAUGAUUAUUUCGAGAUACACGUCUAAAGCUAGAGGAGAAACAAAACAGUGAGAGAGACAGAGAUAGGAGGAGAAUGAGAAAGAGAGAGUUCGAGAUACAUAAACAGGGAUUUUAUGAGACAGUUGAACUAAAACUUUGAAUAGUCUUAGCAACAACGCAACCAAAGAUAACAUAAAAGAUAACAACAACAGCAACCCGAAAUGCCUCACAAAGUAAUUUUACAAAAAAUAAAUAAAUAAAAAAAUAAAUUUACAAAAGAAAAUACCACUCAGCUCUACAACAAAUACUAAACAUAUACGUAAACUUCAAGAUGCAAACUAUAUAAAGAAAAUAUUAAUCAAAACUUGAACAUAAGGGAUUGAAAACAAAUACUUACACACACACACACACACACACACAGACAGCACAGAAAAGUUUAAGUGUUAGAUUAAGUCAGCAAGCUCUUCACAUAGUCCUUAUGAACAGCCAAUAAAAUCCUUAGACAUUCUUUUUUCUGGGUUGCGCUAAGAUGUUGCAGCUGCAAUUGCAAGUGUGUGUGUGUGUGUCACAUUUCAGGUUAAUUAUUUUAGUUGUACACCGAGACAAACGUAGAUUGAAAGAGAGAUAAAGAGAGAGUGAGAGAGAGAUAGAGAGAGAGAGGGAGAGAAGAAUGAGGGAAAAUAGAGAGUGCAUAGUUUUUAAGGCUAUGAUUUACACAAAAAUACGUAUACACAGAUGACGCAUACGCCGCGUUGCACACAACGCUCAAGUUGCGUAAUUACGACGAAAAACUAAAGUUGAAAUUCAUACUCGCACUCAAGUAAACUAAGAGACAUGCAUGCAUACUAACAACCACACACACACACAUACACACACUCCAAAAACAACAAGAACAACAACAAAAACAAAAACACAAAACUAAAAAAGGAAGGGUACUUACAUACAUAAAUGGGUUAAAAGUUGUAGGUAAUGUCAGAUGUAGCAACUAUUAGCUGCGCAAACUGUGUCACUGGCAUUUCCGGAAUCGUAAGGAAAAGUUUUUAAUUACAUGGCCUGCAAAAGAUGAAAAAUGAUUGCAGCUGCCUCCGGGGGAAAAUAUACUAUAUUCGGGUGUGUAUUUUUUAGUUGUAAGUCAAAAUGAAAAAUGCGGGUUGGCAACAUUCUAUAGGUUAACAUUAUACAUACUACCUAAAACCGAAAAGUGAAGAAAACAUUAAAUACGAUGAAUAUUUACAUAGUUAGUUAGAAUAAAUGUCAAAAAAUAUAUUUGUGCGUGUUGUGACAAAUAAUUUUUUAAUUUUUAUUUGAAAUUUUUAAUUUACCAGAAUAAUCAGCAAAUGCAAAUCAUAUUAUACUUAGUUCAUUUUCUCGUUUAUGAAUUUUAACAAAUUAACAAAUACAAUAAAAUCAAAUGCAAAUAAAUGUAUUGAAGAAUGAUAAUCGUAAGUCGUACCUCAAUGUUCAGUAUUAAAUACAUACAACAAAUUGCAUAUAGGCAUAUUAUAUUAAAGGAUAAUACCUAGAGUUACGUAUAUAUGCGGCUAUAUACAUAAAUAAUACACUAAACAAGAAAGGGCAGGCAAGUGUAAGCAAUUCCCAAUUUCCACAGACUCACUCAUGAUUUUCAUGAAUUUUCCUUUGACUACUGAUUUCCGCUUGCCUCGCUCACAUACACAUAUACAAAAAAAAAAAAACAAAACAAAGAAAAACAAAGAAAAACAAACCAACUUACAUAAUUAGGCUAAGUUUGGGUGUCUAGUAACUGCAGGCAUAUACUUAGUACAUAUAGAGACCCAAGACGGACUUAAAGAUCAAAUGUCAGGUUGUUCAUGCUAAAUGCAAAAUAGUCAAAAUAAUUCUUAAGAUAUCUACAAUAUAAAAACAAAUGUUUACAGUUUACACUGGGCUUCACAGCAGUAAAAUCAAAAAUACAUUCAAAUUGCAAAGAAAAAGAAAUCAAAAUAUAUACAACAUACAACUUAUAGGACAAACGACAAAAUCCUGAAAUAUACUAACUAUAUA